Molecule: messenger RNA, 1083 nt
Organism: Metarhizium brunneum ARSEF 3297
Lineage: Eukaryota; Fungi; Ascomycota; Sordariomycetes; Hypocreales; Clavicipitaceae
Source: RefSeq, a predicted model, not a curated record
AUGUUUCCCAUAUUCCUUUUUGUUGCCGGCGCUCUCGGCUCCGAAAUGAGUCUCUUAAAGAAACAAAUUAUACAGAUCCAGCCAGAACUAGUCAAGCACUACACCUCCAUCGUCAAACCUCUAGUCCCUCCAAGAAUGUGGGCAUCCCAAGCAGGCUUCUACGAACCGCUUGUAGGCGCCGCCGUCAAGCCUGUCUGCGGGUGCACCGUCGAAGAAAUGUUUCAGCUGCACGACGUCUUCUUUUCAAAUAUAACCAGCGAAGUCGACGUCGACUUUUACCCCCACGCAGACUCCCAACCCCUCGGUGGCGAUAUCUGGUUCGAGUCAUCCACAGCAACAACCGACACCAGCACAUUCAAAUGGGAGCACAAUGGCGAAUUCUCCCUCGAAUGGUCCUUCCAAGUCGCCGGUGCAGGUCCAAAGGUGGGCGCCAAGCUCGGCUACAAGGUCGGCAAGGACAACACCGAGACCAAGACGACCACGUUUACGGAAAAGAAGAGACUCACAUGCCCCCAAGGCCACCUCUGCCAAGUCCAGACCUGGAGCUUCUCGGCGUCCAUUCCCGGAAACUUCUUCAAGGUGCCGGCUGUUGACUUUACGUGUCUCCCGGCGUGCCUGCGGUGGAAGCACAAGGAGACGGGUCUAUAUCACGAGCUGAACACGACGUCUAGAGUGGCUCUCGCCGGCCUCGCCGGCCAGUCGGCGACGUGGGAUGCCCUGGGACAAAAGUACUUUGAGCUGCGGGACGAGCAUGACAAGCCCGUGUCUUCUUGCCCGCCUGGAGGCGAGACGAUUGUCGGCAUUCAGUUCCCCCCCGAGGGCGUCAGGACCGUGUACUCGCAGGCCAGGCCUCACACGCCUUCGGUUCCCAUCAUGGAUGAUUCCAAAAAGCCCUACCAGAUACAGAUCAUGCUGGACUUUUCGAGGAAGAGUUUCCCGGGCGAGACGAGGCGGGAUGGCGUGGUCGCUAACCUUACGCAGGAAGAGCUGGCUGCUCUGAAGCCUGAGGAUGCAGAGGUGAAGGCGUACGUUGUAGGUACCAAUAUCCCUGGACUUGAUGCCGACACGAAUAUUGGCAAGUAG